GCCGCCCACAAAUCUCGCGGCUACGACUCCGAGGCGGCACGCCAAUAUAUCCGUGAGAAGUUCAUCGAGGCGAAUGCAGAUGGGAUGACUCCGUAUGACUGGCAGGUCGACGUCACAGAAGCGACGAAACUCGGGUUAGACUGCAUAGUUAUCGCAGGGACUGGCGCGGGG
Molecule: messenger RNA, 171 nt
Organism: Fomitopsis serialis
Lineage: Eukaryota; Fungi; Basidiomycota; Agaricomycetes; Polyporales; Fomitopsidaceae
Exons: 1
Source: RefSeq, a predicted model, not a curated record